Molecule: messenger RNA, 1275 nt
Organism: Actinia tenebrosa (Australian red waratah sea anemone)
Lineage: Eukaryota; Metazoa; Cnidaria; Anthozoa; Actiniaria; Actiniidae
Source: RefSeq, a predicted model, not a curated record
UCAACUGUCGACGCAAAGGCUCUCCCAUUUGCUUACACUCACUGCAAGUCUGCCCCAGCAACAUUCCCAGAUGCAACCAAAGUCUGUGACUAUACUGAAUGCAAUGUUACUGACUCAACAGCUGAUGCUGUAAGACUUCCAUGUUUCCACACCAUCCACAGAACAUGUCUCAACUUGGUUGCAAAGAAAUGUCCCAUCUGCACUAAAAAUCUUGAUGUUACAAUAAAUAACUUAGCAACUUCCUUUAAUGAAAGCCUCCUUAAACCAACAUCCAGUUCAAACACGACUUCCCAAGACCAUUCAGAUGAUGAUGAUUUUGGUGAUGGCAGUGAUGACGAUAGUAUCCACAUCAACCAAACAGUAGAUCCUGAAUACUAUUCUUCAAGAGCUUGGGAAUCAUACAUUGACCAAGAAUUAGACACCUUUACAGUUUUGCAACCACAAAUUAAUGUCAGUGCAAGCUCCCAGCAAACAUCCCAGUCUGUGCAUCAUCCAGUCGCAGUUAAUAUUCAGAUUGCUAAAUCAUCGCUUGGUACCUCCAAAUUCUGGUUUCUACCACCACAGCUGUCUCAAGCAACUCUGUUUGGAAGGAAUGSUUCUAAUGCCUGUACUUUCAUCUCCUUGUUAAUGGCAAAGGAAUACACUAGCUCACUACAUUAUGCUACUCUCCAAUUGACUUGUAAUUCCGAUCUGAAUCAAACAUGGUUAUCAUUGUUGUUGUCUGCCAUUGCUCGAGGGAACCAGGUAUAUGACAAUGUAACGCAAUCCCUAGGCAAUCCAUUCUUCAGUGUAGCUGAAGCAAAUCACCAUCUAACAGCUGUAAUUGCCUCUGUCACUGUGACAUUGGAGGAAUCCUUGGAUCUUUCUAUUACUUCUGUGUAUCCUCAAGUACCUCAGAGUUCCCUUGCCUUCUAUCUACAACGUCUAGUUAGAGAACGAAACUUGGCAGCGUUGAUCAUAGCGAACGGGAUGACCGUGUGUUUCGUUGGUCAAAACAACAACGUGUAUUUUUUGGACAGUCAUCCACACUAUUAUGGGCAAGUAUUUGGAGCCAUGGUUGGAAUGGCACCUGUGGAUAAACUCGAAGAAUUCCUCAUCAACAUCAAGCAGCAAAUUUGUCCCAACUUUAACGUUUGCUCUUUGACUUUUGCUUCCUUUGUCUAAUAGUAUGGACCAGAAAACACUGUUUACGAAGGUUUACGAACAUCAUCGAGUUCGAAAAAUACUUUCAGAACGGUAAAUCUAAUGAUCAAACAAAUAAAACUCUCACACAGA